Oncorhynchus nerka (sockeye salmon) is the source of this 3524-nucleotide messenger RNA. Its product is annotated as proteinase-activated receptor 1-like. Bases 203 to 1579 code for a protein of 458 amino acids. The transcript has 3 exons. The record is from RefSeq and is a predicted model, not a curated record. Gene Ontology annotation, biological process: positive regulation of blood coagulation; blood coagulation; positive regulation of Rho protein signal transduction. NCBI's taxonomy places the organism in Eukaryota, Metazoa, Chordata, Actinopteri, Salmoniformes, Salmonidae. Gene Ontology annotation, cellular component: plasma membrane. Gene Ontology annotation, molecular function: thrombin-activated receptor activity.
AUUUCCAUAUUCUGCGUCACGGAUGGACUGGGGAGGCGUAAACUGUCUGAAAGCGACAGUUAGUUCUCUAUGCAGCAACAGAGAAGGAGACCAAACAUACAUACAGGUUGAUAAUAAUACGUGUUCAGAUCUAGAAUAAACGCUUUAGGCUACAUUAGUAAAUCUGUUCAUCUUUAUUGGACUUCAUUACAGUUCUGCGAGAAUGUUUUUCAAAGCCGUUCUAUUCCUGGCAGGCGUGCAUGCGGUUUCAGGCGUUUUUAACGGCAGCUCCAUCGUGAGGACCUUUGCCAGGAGGUUAGUCACGGAAGGGUCCGUGGUCACAGACGAGCCAAUAGAUCUAGACCUACUGGACUACUACCCAGACAUAGACAGUAAUGGGACUGGAGUUGGACUAAACAAUGUGUCCGGACCGGGAGAGAGAGUUGGGUUUAUAAAUGGGUCCAGACUGAGACCAUUGGAACUGGGCUCUGCCAGGAAUGCUACAGAAGUCUGGUCUUACACAAUCUCUGUUAUGGCCAACAACUUCCUCACAGGCCACCUCUCUACCAUCUUCAUCCCGACGCUUUACACCUUCAUCUUCCUCAUCAGCGUGCCUCUUAACAUUGUUGCCAUGGUGACCUUUGCCCAACGGAUCCGGCCCAUGAAGCCAGCAGUGAUCUACAUGCUGAACCUGGCAGCCGCCGACCUGCUGUUCGCCCUGCUGCUGCCCUUCAAGAUCGUCUACCACUACAAUGGCAAUGACUGGGGCUUCGGCGAGGGGUUGUGCCGCCUGGUCACUGCGGCCUUCUACUGCAAUAUGUACUGCUCCAUCCUCCUCAUGACCUGUGUCAGCGUGGACCGCCUGCUGGCAGUUGCCUACCCCAUCAACUCCCUGUCCUGGAGGAGCCCCCGCAACGCAGCCUUGGCCUGUAGCGCCAUGUGGAUCCUGGCUGUGGGUGGCUCGCUGCCUCUUGUCCUCUCACAGCAGACAGUCUACUACAAUCCACUGGAUAUCACCACCUGCCAUGACAUCCAGGACCUGGAGCUGUUAGAGGAGCAAUACGUCUUCUUCUUUCCUACACUCUCCUGCACCCUCUACUUCCUGCCGCUGUUCGUAAUGGUGAUCUGUUACUCCCGGGUGGUGCAAGUGCUCAACAAGGCUCCGUGCGGUGUUGUAGGCCGUUCAAGGCAGAAGGCGCGGGCUGUGGUGAUGGCGGUUACCGUGCUUGUGGUGUUCGUGGUCUGUUUCACACCCACCAACUCCAUUCUCCUCGCUCACUACCUCCAGAUCGCUGGGCAGGUGGGUGGGGAGCCGGACGCUACCCACGUGGCCUACCUCGUGUCACUAUGUUUGGGGAGCAUCAGCUGCUGCCUGGACCCCCUGGUCUACUAUUUUGGCUCGUCCCAGUGCCAGAGACAGCUGGAGGCGGCGCUGGGAUGCCAGGCGGUCACUGAGGGAAGGAAGAGUCUGGCCUCGUCCUCUGGUUCCUCCAGGACCAGCACCAGGACCAGAAUAAGCACGAGGACCAGCACUAGGAUUACUAAGGUGGAUACCUUCCAGGCCAGCCUCAGCAGCCAGUACAAGAAACUCCUGGUCUGAUGGAUGGAGACACAGAGAGCUGUUUCUUUUUCACUGACAACAAUUAAAAAUAUAUAUUUAGUAUAUGCUGUAUUCCCACUGUUUCAGACAGUGCAAGAUGCUUCUGGUCUGACAGAUAGGCUAGGCUACUUCUGAGGAGAAAGAAUGGAUUUGGCUUGUAUGAUGAAUUCAGUCAGAUAUUCAUCCAUAGGUCUGGGUUAGCUAUGCCCAACUGUAAAUAUGAAGAGAUACACGUUGUUUCAGACAGUGCAAGAAGCUGCUGUCAUGAUUGUGAUGGGCCAAAGUUGUUUCUGCCCUGUACACCACUACAGUACCAAGAAUAUAUAUUUAGGGUAAGAGAAAAGGAAAAUGUAAGUUUUGUGAAAAUGUAAUGGAUAAUACAAUUUUUAAUCUUGAAGCAGGUUUAAAUUCCCCAAAACGAUUUAUUUUAAGUUUGAUGGUCUGCGAUAAGGGAAUAACAAAGGAGUCUUUAUUCAAGCCUGUAUUGUACCAUUUCUUAAACGCUCACUGAACAAUACAAGGAAAUGCUUUCGACGCAAGCUGAGUGAGGUCACUGCUAUGCCUGCUGGCCAUAGAGAUAUUUACUCAGCAUUGUGAAAUGUAUAGCCUAUGCACUAUGUUGUAUAGAAAUACCAUGCAGUUUAUUAGGUACACCCAUUCUUGUACCAGGUCGGACCCCCCUAAGCCCCCAGAACAGCCUGAACUAUUUGGGGCAUAGAAAGGUUGCACAAUUUGCAUAAAGAGACCUAACGUGUGCCAGGAAAACAUUCCCCACACCAUUACACCACAGCCACCACCCUGUACCAUUGACACCAUGCAGGAUGGGGCCAUGUACUUAUGCUGCUUACGCCAAAUCUCGACUUUGCCAUCAUCAUGAUGCAACAGGAACCAGGAUUUGUCGGCCCAGGCAAUGUUUUUCCACUCAUCAAUAUUCCAGUGUUGGUGAUUACGUGCCCACUGAAGUCGCUUCUUCUUGUUUUUAGCUGAUAGGAGUGGAAUCCAGUAUGGUCGUCUGCUGCAAUGUUUUUAGAAACUUUUACAAAUGACUCAAGACAUUUCAUCUUUUCAUUUUUAAUUCAAUAAGUAUUCAAUAAUUUUGUUAUGGCAAGCCUAAAAAUUUGCUUAACAUGUCACAUUACAAGUUGCAUGGACUCACUGUGUGCAAUGCCAGUGUUUAACAUGAAUUUUGAAUGAGUACCUCAUAGGGGGGUCCGACCUGGUACAAGAUGGAUGUACCUAAUCUGUAAGGUCCCUCAGUCAAGCAGUGAAUGUCAAACACAGAUUCAACCACAAAGACCAGGGAGGUUUUUCAAUACCUUGAAAAAGAAGGGCACCGAUUGGUAGAUGGGUAAACAUAAUAAAAGCAGACAUUGAAUGGUGUAUCAAUACACCCAGUGAUACAGGCGUAGGAGCGAAGCCGAGGUGGUGUACCUUAAUAAACUGACCACUGUGUGUAUAUUAUCACUCAAAUAACUUUAGCUCACACUCAUUAUUACUAAAUAUUCAAUUUGUGUGAAUGUAUAAUCUAUGCAUUCAGAAUUGGAAGAGCUGCUUGACUACUCAAAUACCCAGACAAGUCGAGCAAAACGCGUCAGAGCAGGUACUAUGCUGCGUACAGACACUUGCGCACGCAACGAUAGAAAUAUAACGUAUUGCGGUACUAAUUUGAGAGUAAGAAGUGCUGUGAUGCCCCCUAUUGGUGUGAAUUAUACAUCAAGGCAAGUACAUUUACAGCACUUUGUCACAGUCCUGCAUGUUGCAUUACGUACAGCAGGUGGCGCUACAUAUAUAUUUAGUACAUUCAGUGGAAUUUAUAUUUGGUCUGGAGGAUAACAUUAAAUGAACAAAAAUAUGAAAUGGUCUUAAAGAAGGUAUUUGUGCCAUACUGUUACAGAACAUUACAAAAAACAAUGGUACAUGUUUCAAAUAAAGCUAUCUGAUUUUU